AUGAGUCCCUCUUCACAUGAAGAUGAUUUGAUGGUUAUCAUUGAUAAUAUGUGCAAUUUAAAUUUAUUGUAUAUAGGUGCUUACUUUAGUCGUGACUUGCGCUUAUCUACUAUAGCUACAACACAUGCUAAAACCACAUUAAGAAAAUAUUUUAGAAAGGAUAGGUCGUCUUAUCGUGUUGUGGUAUAG
Molecule: messenger RNA, 189 nt
Organism: Debaryomyces tyrocola
Lineage: Eukaryota; Fungi; Ascomycota; Pichiomycetes; Serinales; Debaryomycetaceae
Source: the annotation of a GenBank genome assembly